This is a messenger RNA of Topomyia yanbarensis, 2959 nucleotides long. RefSeq names its product katanin p60 ATPase-containing subunit A-like 1 (gene kat-60L1). NCBI's taxonomy places the organism in Eukaryota, Metazoa, Arthropoda, Insecta, Diptera, Culicidae. Gene Ontology annotation, cellular component: microtubule cytoskeleton. The coding region runs from base 679 to 2508 and encodes 609 amino acids. The transcript has 5 exons. Gene Ontology annotation, biological process: microtubule severing. Gene Ontology annotation, molecular function: ATP binding; ATP hydrolysis activity; microtubule binding. The record is from RefSeq and is a predicted model, not a curated record.
UAUCUCUGCGCAUGUCCCAUAUUUGCCAUCCUGUAUAGGUUGUUGCUGUUCCUACAUGGUACCUUUACAGACAUUCAUCCGUGAUCAGAAGAUGAAUCUCAGGCUCCAGUCUGUCAGUGUAGCAUCCGACAUAUGUCCUUUUUGUACAUACGGGUGACCUCAAUUCGAGACGCCAGAUAGGAACACCGCCAGUUCUUUUCCGUCAAAAUAUUGGAUAGUUUGGUUUUAUUUGAGCAUAGCGUAUAUAUGUAGUGUGGAGAGUCAAUUAAUUUCAGUGUGAGACGCCAGCAGUUUUGGCACUGAUUAAAGAUUGUUAUCUGCUUGUGGAUGCAGGAGUGAUUACUUCUGAAUCCAGCUAAAAAGCCAAAAUUGUUUAUUGACAAUAUUGGAUAGGAUUUUUUUUAAACAAGUGGAUUUCACUGUCAAGUUCAGAACCUGUGCAGCCGGAGUCAUGGAAUAUUGUUAGAGUUCACUGCUCAUGGUGUUACAGUUGGAUUAAAUAAUAUUCAAGCAAUGUAUUUAUGUUCAAUCAAUAAGCAUAAAGUAAUAUUUAAUAUUAAGUGCCAAAUAACUAGUUUCAAUAACAGUGUGUAAAAUAAUAUCAGUAUCCCACAAUCGUCACUGUUAUUUUAAUUUGAUUAGUGCUGAAUCAAGGUAAAGUGCAACAUCUAAUUAAAUAUGCGGCGAGACGAAAGCUAUAGGCGAAUUACUCGGGAAAAGGUGGUGGUAAGAGGUAAUACCACUAUUCGGACGCUUGAUUCUACCGUAUCCUUUCUGCCUAUAGUAGACACCUCACAGCCUUCCACGUCCAGUUUCCAGCAUAUGGCCCGGAUGAUGGAUACGCUGAUAUUGGAUAAUUUAGCGCCAUUCGCGUUCACCAAAAUUACUACCACUCAUCGGCCAUCAAGGAUCGCUGCAACGAACCUCGGACCGGCGAACGUAUCGUCGGGUGGUUCCGGGAUAGGUGGUGUUCCCGGCAUGGGAGGAGGAGUGAAGAAGGCGACUAGCACAUCCAACGUGUCGACCAGUUGCGGCAGUAGCAGUGGUGGUGGCGGAGGAGGAGGAGGAGGAGGCGUCGGCAGCUCGUCGAUCCGUGUCAACCUGCAGAGGAAUAAACUUCCCACACAAGAUUCUCUACUUCCAGAAGUUCAUCCAAAUCCCCGGCAUGCCAGUAUGGCGGCUUCCAACGCUUCGUCUCCACCCACGGCAACCGACUCCCGCUGGAUAUCUUCACUGCGACGUCGAGACCCAGAACUUCAGCCUACGCUGCCUUCAAUCAACAAUUCCAAUCACCAGAGUACCUCGUCGUUGACGCAUCAGAACAGUGUCGGAUAUGCCAGCUCAACAAACACUCUUAGCGAGCGACGAAGUAGCCGGAACAGUGGCCAGAAGUCCUCACUCCGGAAGAGUCGAUCCGUGGAACGGAUUAGAGCGAGGAAGCUGGCUACUUCUAAAAUAAAGGAGCGCCCGAAAAAAUCUUCAUCCGAGGAGGGGGGCGGAUCUGACGAUCAAGAAGUUACCUCGGUAGAGGAGAAUUCUCCACAGCAGCAGCAUUCGCCAAUGAAGCGAAUUGAGAAACCGAAAAUCUUCAGUUCUCUCGGGUACGAGUCUCAUUUGGUAGAUACGUUAGAGAAAGAUAUGCUUCAAAAGAAUCCCAACGUGCAGUGGAACGAUGUCGCCGGAUUAAAUGAAGCUAAAUCAAUUCUGCAGGAGGCAGUUGUGCUUCCUGUUAUUUUGCCCGAUUUCUUCCGCGGUAUUCGACGUCCCUGGAAAGGAGUUUUGAUGGUUGGUCCCCCGGGAACGGGUAAAACGAUGUUGGCGAAGGCAGUUGCCACAGAAUGCGGGACCACAUUCUUCAAUGUGUCUUCUAGUACGUUAACUUCUAAAUAUCGCGGAGAAAGCGAGAAGCUUGUUAGGCUACUGUUCGAAAUGGCUCGCUUCUACGCGCCCAGUACGAUCUUCAUCGACGAGAUUGAUUCGUUGUGCGCCUGCAGGGGAAGCGACUCAGAACACGAGGCCAGUCGACGAUUCAAGGCGGAAUUGUUGAUUCAAAUGGAUGGUUUGAAUGCUUCCAGUGACGAAAAGAUCAUCAUGGUACUAGCAGCAACAAAUCACCCGUGGGAUAUCGACGAAGCUUUCAGGCGACGAUUCGAGAAACGAGUCUACAUCGGUCUUCCGAAUGAUAACACCAGAAAAGCUUUAACGGAACUUUGUCUGAAAGGCGUAAAUGUAUCACCGGAUCUCGAUAUGGAGGGAAUAUCGGAACAACUAAGAGGUUAUACCGGAUCGGACAUUGCUAAUGUUUGUCGGGACGCUGCCAUGAUGGCGAUGAGACGACACAUCAACGGGCUAAGUCCAUCGGAAAUCAAAAUGAUCCGCCGUGAAGAGGUAGAUCUUCCAGUUACCGCGCAGGACUUCCAGGAUGCGAUGGUGAAGACCCGUAAAUCGGUUUCUGCUAAUGACGUUACCCGUUAUGAAACGUGGAUGGAUGAGUACGGAUCGUGCUAGUGUUACAUCUAAGCUCAAUUAGUGAUCUGCAUGGUUGUUCGAUCGCUGCGAUGACUACUGAUUACUUAAUUUAUUUAUACUUUGUCUAACAUCUUAAUCGACUAUCUCAAGCGAACAUAAUGAUUCUCCAAUACCACUGUGUUCAUUAAUAAUGUUCAGAAGCGACCACAAAUGUUAAGUUAUACUCCAUCUCAAAUUUGUUAGAUUAAACUGACAGUGAUAGUGCAAUUGUCCUGCGAUUUCCACGGCGGUCGAUGGUCAUAGCAUUCGGAUUAUAUCUGACAAAGCUGGCAAUAUUUCAAAUGUAGUGUUUUGUGUUUAUUACUAUGAGGUUUGAAUUAUUAUAUGCUUUACACUUUACUCAUACCAUCAUUUAAAUAUAAUUGUAAAGUAAUGUUGAUAAUGUUGUCCUUAAAUAUUGCAAAUAAAGAAAUCGCUGAGAUAAUCCUUA